CGGGGCCUUCUGUGCAGGCGGGGCUCUGCGCAAUCCGGCUCUCCCUCGGAACCAGUGCGGGAGGGUAUGGUCUGAUGGUGCUAGCUUGUGGUCCAGUCCCAGCCCGCACAGGUGGCUCGCCCCUCCCCUGGGCAGGUACGCACUGCUGGGGCGCUGGCUCGUGUGGGCUGCUCUGCGCCCUCCUCCCGGGCUUAUAUGUGGCCUCACUUGGACACCCGGGCAUGGAGCACGCCGCUCGACCUCAACGAUGGGCUGGGACGAGUUGUGCCUGCUGGACGCUCUCGCUUACCUAGAGGGUUUCAUGGCCUUGGUGACCUUCGUGGCUCUCAGUUCGGUGGGCUCUCCCUACGGCCGCUACUCGUCGCAGUUUCCCGGCCUCCAAGUGCCGGCGCGACCCGCCUGGUUCCUGCAGGAGCUGCCCUCGAUGGUUUGGCCGCUCUAUGAGUGCGCCCGCCCUGCAGCCGCGCGCCUGGGCAUCCUCCCCAACCGGGUCCUGCUGGCCAUGUUUCUGAUCCACUACGUGCAAAGGACGCUGGUGUUCCCGGCCCUGAUCCGAGGAGGAAAAGCCACACCGAUGUUUUCCUUUGCUGCCGCAGUCCUCUUCUGCACCGUGAACGGAUACAUGCAGAGUAGGUACUUGAGCCAGUUUGCGGUGUAUGCUGAAGACUGGGUGGCCCGACCCUGUUUCCUGACUGGUUUUGCCUUGUGGUUAAUUGGCAUGGUGAUAAAUGUCCAUUCAGACCACAUCCUGAGGAAUCUGAGAAAACCAGGGGAGACUGGAUACAAAAUACCCAGGGGAGGCCUGUUUGAGUACGUAUCUGCAGCCAACUACUUGGGGGAGAUCGUGGAGUGGUGUGGCUUUGCACUGGCCAGCUGGUCCCUCCAGGCCACAGUGUUCGCUCUGUUCACAUUCAGCGCGUUGUUCACCAGGGCGAGGCAGCAUCACCAGUGGUACCAUGAGAAGUUUGAAGAUUACCCCAAAUCAAGGAAAAUACUAAUUCCCUUUGUGCUUUAGUGCUG
This is a messenger RNA of Peromyscus leucopus (white-footed mouse), 1020 nucleotides long. RefSeq names its product steroid 5 alpha-reductase 1 (gene Srd5a1). NCBI's taxonomy places the organism in Eukaryota, Metazoa, Chordata, Mammalia, Rodentia, Cricetidae. Gene Ontology annotation, biological process: steroid biosynthetic process. The record is from RefSeq and is a predicted model, not a curated record. Gene Ontology annotation, cellular component: membrane. Gene Ontology annotation, molecular function: 3-oxo-5-alpha-steroid 4-dehydrogenase activity. The transcript has 5 exons. The coding region runs from base 248 to 1015 and encodes 255 amino acids.